Messenger RNA from Aspergillus tanneri, 3210 nucleotides. RefSeq lists its product as uncharacterized. The coding region runs from base 1 to 3210 and encodes 1069 amino acids. The transcript has 7 exons. The record is from RefSeq and is a predicted model, not a curated record. Lineage: Eukaryota; Fungi; Ascomycota; Eurotiomycetes; Eurotiales; Aspergillaceae.
AUGGCGCGACGUUACCAGAUCGAUGAGCUGCUAUGGCUUCGCUCAUCGCCUCUGGUCACCAAGCCUGCCAAUUUGCCUCCGGUAGAAGAAUGGAUGGGCCCAAUCCCCGACCCAACAACGCAACGAAAAAAUACAAACUCCAGAGAGCCUAAUAGCCAAAACAAAACUACCCCGCGAAGAUCGAGUAUUUUUGAAGCUCGUCAUAUAUCACGUGGUUCCAAUUCAGAGGAUAUCGUUCUUGGACCACCAAAAACAGCGUUUGCAUCUGCUUCUCGCAUCUCUAAUAAGAGCUCGAUCGACUCGACCGAACGGCCGCCUAGGCAAUUCGAUUCGGACGAGCCGAAGACUGAUCGGUUCAACCUCCGCGAGAAGUUCUUCAAAGAAAGAGAUGCCGGAGACAGGGAAUUUGAUCGCCGCGAUAGCAAAGUAGGUACAUUCAACGGUCGACGUGGAGAGAGAGAAGAUUGGAACAGUGGGCGUCCGCGUCGCACAUUUGGCCACGAAGAACAAGACAGAAAGCCAAGACGGAAUGGUGAAUUCGAUCGCUGGGAUGGCGCCCGGGAUUUUAAUCGGGAUCGCGAUCAACGGGACCCCAAUUUUGACCGGGGAGUGAAAGAUGCUAAAGAUGGUCGGUUCUUUCCACGUAGGGACGGCCAGCCAGGGAGAGCCCGGCAUGAAGCAAGCUGGUUUCGUGAUGAAAACGCACAGGAUGGGCAAGAUGCCGAGGAGGAAAAGACUCCUGUGCGGAAUCGUGAAUGGCGUCGGGACCGACAUGGUGCGGAUCGUGAUUGGACCCGGGGCACCAAACUUGAACAGGAGCCAGAGUGGCUGGACUCGAAUGACAAGGAUGAAUCCCGUCGAGUACAUACCCAAGAAGAUUUUGAACGCUGGAAGGAGAGGAUGAAGGCGGGCACUUCUCAGGCUCCUGUGGAAGAGAAGAAAGAGGCUCCUGUCAAGCAAACCGCCAGCAUCUCGGAGAAGGUGGAGAAAGAGGCCCCCGCGCCGCCGGGGAAGAGCGCGAAAUCUUCUCGCUUUGCCGGACUAUUCAGCCCUCCUCCCGGGAGCCCUGCGAAAGAGUCGGACUUUCAACUUGGGACCAAGUCCCCCCCGACCAGCACCACACCGUCAACAGCAACGCCAGCAGUUGAUGCAGAUCAGGAAGGGUUUCAGCGCAUCUUACAAAUGCUGGGAACUAGCAAGUCACGCAAUGCGACACCUCAUAACGAUCCCGCCCAGGUGAACCAUCCCUCUUUGGUGCAGACAGAACAAACACGGAGUGAAAUUUCUUCUCCCUCGCGGGAACAACCCAAGCGUCCAGAGCAAAUGGCUAUACCGGAUGCCUCUGUGCGAGGUGCUGGGCCGACUCUAAAGGAGAAUGUAUACGCCCCGGACCACCAGGCUCGGGAUAGGGAGCACUUACUUCGUUUAAUGCAGCAAGUUAGGGUCACUCCUAUCACAAACCAGGGACAGGCUAGCCAAGGUCAACCACAAAGUGCCGGCCCUGCUCCUGGAUUGAUGAAUAUGCCCGAGGGCAUACCUCAUCCUCCUCCCGGCCUUCCAUCUGCACAAAAACUCCCUGCUUUCAUUGACGACCCGGCAAUAGCCAACUUACAGCGCUCGGAAGCUGAUCAACUUCGACGAAGACCUGCGAAUGGGCCCCCCCAAUGGGUUACUUCGAGGAUUUGCCGUUUCAAGAGACCACCAGGCUUCGAACAUAUGCCACCUCCCGGAUGGAAUGGUCCUCAGAUACCUCCGCAGCAGGCGGGCGGUGGACCAGCAAACCCAAUGGGCCCUCCCCCGGGCAUUCCGACACCCACGCGGGGCAUGAACCCAAAUUUUAUGGGUAACUUGACACCAAUGCAUGGAAAUAUGCCACCACUCGGCGAGCGACAGCCUUUCCCGCGCGGUGCAGGCGCUGCCGGACCGGGCGGUUUCCCACCUGGCAUGAUGCCUCCUCCAGGAUACAUGAACGGCCCUCCGCCUUCCGGCUUCCCACCGAUGCCACAUAAUGGCGAUGUCCUCAUGGGUGUUGGUCACGCUGGACAGGGUCCUUUCGAAGGCAAUCCUGGGCCACAGGGGCCCCCACCCUCCUCAAGACACUUGCUGGACAUGUUUGGCCAAGUUGGCGGAGAUGCCCGCGGCGGGAUGAUUUUCAAGAUGAUGGAUCGGAUCGACUUUGAGCUCUGUAUCGACGUGGACCAAUAUGCAGCGACCUCCCUUCAGCACAAUAUUAACCCGACUAAAGUAGACGACUACGACUACGAGGCAUCAUCGACAGUCCCUCGAAUCCGAACUCGACACCACGACGAAGUCGACAGCGCAAAUAAUACCAGCGAAGACGACGAUAGCCACCCACCAAGAAAGAGAACUAGGUUCCUAGGAGCAGACGACAGAAGAGAAGUAUCUCUCGACGAAGCAUACAAUGAGACGGAGAACGCAAGUGAGUAUCAGGAUCUGAUCCACGGACAUAAUCAAGCGAUGGGAUCUGGAACCAGUCACGAGAACCAGAGUUCACAUUCGAGCCACGAUAUCGUAAAUAGCUAUCCCGAUAUCGAUAUGGCCAUGGAAACUGACCAAAAUAAUGAUGAACCAACUCAGCGUUUGGGUCUUACUUCUCUGCAACACGAGGGUCCUGGCCCUAGCCCCAUCAGGAGCACCAUUACCACUGGUGGCUUUUCCACGGGAUCGUCGCACCCUUCAAAUCGAUUCACCAUAUAUGAAGAUCCAGAUUAUAUGGAUAUCGAUGGAUCUAAUCCCGAGACCAGCUGGUGUUCCUACUCUACCUGUGAAGACGAUGACAAGGAGAAUGUGGAUGAGGAGCUCGAUUCGACCUUUCCCGGUAGAAUCGGCGCUGGAAAUGACUCCGAACUUAAUGAAACCUAUAACCAGCAACAAACCAGACCCUCAUGGGGGCAAGAACCGCGUCCUUCACCACCUCCCCCGCCAACUUCUCUACAUCAUGAAGAAACAGGGAUGGGCGGUGAGUCUGACGAUGGUGAUGUGGUUUUUGAACGUCAUCAUAGAAGUGCUAUCUCUCAAGAUGCUGAAGCUCUAAGGGAGGUUUCCCACGUUGCUCUCGAUUCUAUCAAUGAAUCUGAUAGCUCUAUUCAGUAUCUACCAAGAAUCUCUUCUAGACUGGAUAUUCCGGACAGGACGAUCCAGGGACGUCGUCCGGUUCGAAGAGUGAGGGCUUUUAAUUUUGAGAUGUAA